CUACUCCCACUACUACUACUCGGAAGAGUUUGGUGAUGAUGCGUACUACUCCAACUACUACUACUCGUCGUCGUCGGAAGAGGUGGUCCAGCGGCCGGCUGGCUCCAUCGCUCUGCCUGCCCUGCCGGGCUCACCGGCGCCUGCCGGUGAUGCUGCUACCGCUGCGCGCGCGCCCUCUCAGCUGGGCAAACGCACGGUGACGGGCAUGCUUGGCGACCGGACGACGACCGGGCUUGGCGGGCGGACGACGACGGGGCUCGGCGGGCGGACGCUGUCGGGCGUGUCGAUGAUGACCGGUGAGCUGCCGGACCGGACGACGACGGUGUACGUGAACUUCAAGGGUGUGGACCCGCCGAAGGAUGGCGGAAAGGCCAAGGCUCCGGAGGAGGUUGUGUACUACAACCAGAAGAUGACGGCGAUCAUGGAGCACUUUCAGUCCGAGGUGACGCAGGGUCUUGCCACGGCGGAGGCCAAGCGGCGGCUGGAGAAGUGGGGCGUCAACUCGCUUCCGUCGCCGCCGCCCAAGCCGUGGUGGCGGAUUCUUGCGGGCCAGUUUGGCGACUUUAUGAUCAUGGUCCUCUGCUUUGUGGCGCUCUUUGAGCUUGUGCUCCAGGAGUGGAUCGAGGCCUCUGUCCUCAUCAUUGUGGUUCUCAUGAACGUCAUUGUCGGCUUCCAGCAGGAGGUCAAGGCUGAGCGCGCGCUUGCGGCGCUCGAGUCGCUGACUGCGGCACAGGCCAAGGUCUUCCGCGACGGGGCGUGGCUCAACCUGCCGUCUGCCGAGCUUGUGCCUGGCGACAUUGUGGCGCUGGAAGAGGGCGACCUUGUGCCGGCGGAUCUGCGCCUGUUUGAGGUCAACGGCCUGUACGUGGACGAGGCGCGCCUGACGGGCGAGGCCGAGCCUAUCGAGAAGAUCGACGAGCGCAUCAUGCACGACGGCAUCGGUGUGCUUACCGUCGGCGACCGGCGCAACAUGGCGUUUAUGUCGACGCUGGUCACGUCGGGCGUGGCGACUGCGGUCGUGGUCAACACGGGCUCGCGGACGCAGAUCGGCAAGAUUUCGUCGGCUCUCGCGGAGAAGACCGAUAAGGAGUCGCCCAUGCAGUCCAAGCUCGAGCGACUUGGCAAGAUCCUGGUCUUCCUCUCGGUCUUCCUCUGCCUCCUCGUCAUUGCCAUUGGCAUCAUCCGGGUCCGCGCCGAGAAGGGUCGCGUCCGUGGCGAGGACUGGCGCGCGUGGUUCAAGGUCGGCAUCUCGCUUGCCGUCGCCGUCAUUCCCGAGGGCCUUGUGGCCGUUGUCACCGUGGCUCUCGCCGUCGGCGUGCAGCGCAUUUCCAAGGUCAACGCCAUUGUCCGCAACAUGUCUGCGGUGGAGACGCUCGGCUCGGUCACCGUCAUCUGUUCGGAUAAGACCGGAACGCUCACCGAGGGCAAGAUGCGGUCGGAGGAGCUCAUUGCGGGCUCGGUGGUUUACGGCAUUGCCGGCACCGACAUCAUUCCCGAGGGUGAGGUGACCCGCAAGUCGUCGGGCGACCUCCUCCCGGCUGACAACUACCGCGAGCUCCCGCCGGCGGUCUACCGCUCCAUGCAAGUCUGCGCCCUGUGCAACAACUCGUCGCUGGGCUUCAACACCGAGCGCCGCGAGUGGGAGUACACCGGCGACCCGACCGAGGUUGCCCUUGAGGUUGCCGCCCGCAAGCUCUCGCUCGGCGCCGAGGUCUGGUCGUCGUCGUUUGGCUACGAGAAGGUCUUUGAGAUUCCGUUCACCUCGGACCGCAAGCGCAUGACGGGCGUCUUCCGCUCGACGGGCAAGGGCCCGAUGGGCGAGAAGGCCAACUCGGGCGUCGUUGUUGCCAAGGGCGCCAUGGGCUUCCUCCUCCCGGCCUGCACUUCGUUCCUCAACGACGGCGGCGACGUUGUCCCGCUCGACGACUCGAUCCGCGAGUCCAUCGAGACGCACAACCAUGCGCUUUCCGGCCGCGGCCUCCGCACGCUCGCCCUCGCCUACCGCGACGUCUCGCGCUCGGAGCUUGCCCGCCUCGACGACUCAAACCCCGACGCCGUCGAGUCAAACCUCAUUUUCUGCGGGCUCAUUGCCAUGCGCGACCCGCCGCGCGAGUCGGUCAAGGGCUCGAUUGCCGUGGCGCACGGCGCCGGCAUCCGCAUCACCAUGAUUACCGGUGACCACCCGACGACCGCAUCUGCCAUCGCCAAGCAGCUCGGCAUCAUCAAGGAGGAUGAGGAUCAUCUGGUUGCCACCGGUGCGUGGGUCGACUCGCGCUCGACCGACGACCUCGUCAACAUGACCGAGUUCCCCAAGGUCUUUGCCCGCGUCUCGCCCGCCAACAAGCUCGCCCUUGUCCGCGCUCUCAAGGCCCGCGGCAACAUUGUGGCCAUGACCGGCGACGGCGUCAACGACGCCCCGGCCAUCAAGCACGCUGACGUCGGCGUCGCCAUGGGCCAGACCGGUACCGACCUCACCAUCCAGUCGGCCGACAUUGUCCUCCUCGACGACGACUUCAACACCAUUGUCUUUGCUGUCGAAGAGGGCCGCCUCGUCCGCGACAACCUCAUGACGUACCUUGCGUACCUGCUGGCCUGCAACGGGUCAGAGAUUAUGACCAUGAUGGCCAUGGCCAUUGCCGGCCUUGUCCCGCCCUUCUCGCCCGUCGCCAUCCUCUACGCCAACGUCAUCAUCGACGUCCCGCCGUCGCUCGCCCUCGGCAUUGACGUCAAGUCGGAGGGCCUCAUGCAUCGCCUGCCGCGCGACCCCAAGGCGGCCAUCCUCUCGAUCCGCUCGGUUAUCGUUGUCUUCCUCCAGGCCUGCUCCAUCUCGGUCUGGACCGUCAUUGUCUACCUCCUCGCCAUCUACGUCCACAACUACGAGCUCGACAACGACGACCUCGAGGCCCGCUCGCACGCCCGGUCGCUCGCCUUUGUCACCCAGGCCUGCAUCCACCUCUUCCACUCGUACCCGGCCCGCUCCAUGUCGCAGUCGGUCUUUAACAAGGCUGCCCUUGGCAACAAGGUUCUCAACUACGGCAUCGGCAUCUCGCUUGCCAUCCUCAUCAUCAUCUGCUACAUCCCGGGCCUUGGCCCCGAGCUCGACCAGUGGCCGCUCAACGUCCGCGACUGGGCCUACGUCAUCGGCGCCGUCAUCAUGCAUCUGCUCGUCACCGAGGUCAUCAAGUCCAUCCUCGUCCGCAGCAUUUUCCUUGCUGAUGCCGACAAGGUCGACGAGUCGGUCGAUACCGGCAAGCCCAAGUUCUUCAAGGACAUGUAAGUGGUGCUCUCAGUUUGCAAUAAAACACUCUACCAGUUA
This is a messenger RNA of Thecamonas trahens ATCC 50062, 3316 nucleotides long. Its product is annotated as ATPase. Bases 206 to 3277 code for a protein of 1023 amino acids. Gene Ontology annotation, cellular component: membrane. Lineage: Eukaryota; Apusomonadida; Apusomonadidae. The record is from RefSeq and is a predicted model, not a curated record. Gene Ontology annotation, molecular function: transporter activity; ATP hydrolysis activity; ATP binding. The transcript is spliced from 2 exons.